Terrapene triunguis (Three-toed box turtle) is the source of this 771-nucleotide messenger RNA. RefSeq names its product proteasome maturation protein. The record is from RefSeq and is a predicted model, not a curated record. Lineage: Eukaryota; Metazoa; Chordata; Testudines; Emydidae. Gene Ontology annotation, biological process: proteasome assembly. The coding region runs from base 102 to 527 and encodes 141 amino acids. Gene Ontology annotation, cellular component: nucleus; cytoplasm. The transcript has 6 exons.
ACCGCGUUUCUUGCGUGUGGCGUAGUACGCGGCGCUGGGAGCGGAAGUGAGGUCAUCAGUGCAGGCGGAAGCAGUGACGGUUUGUGUGUGAGGGGGACAAGAUGAAUUCCAGAGGAGUUGGAUCUCAGCUUAAGGAUAGCAUCCCAAUUGCUGAAUUUUCAGCUAGUGGAGCAUUUGGAGGUCAUGAUAUUCUACGCAGAGGCUUUACAAGUGUAAAAAAUGAACUUUUGCCCAGCCAUCCUUUGGAACUGUCAGAAAAAAAUUUUCAGCUAAACCAAGAUAAAAUGAAUUUAUCGACUCUGAGAAAUAUUCAAGGACUCCAUGCACCUCUAAAGCUGCAAAUGGAAUUCAGAGCAGCAAAGCAGAUCCAACGUCUUCCGUUUCUGCAUAGCUCAAAUAUAGCGCUGGAUACACUGAGAGGAAAUGAUGAAUGCAUUGGUUUUGAGGAUAUUCUUAAUGACCCAUCGCAGAGUGAAGUUAUGGGAGAACCACAUGUGAUGGUGGAAUACAAGCUUGGUUUAUUGUAACACAAAUGUAGUCCGAACCUACUGUUCAUGAAAACAUUUCUUGUAUGUGUCUUUAUACUAUACUACAGGUUCAGUGUACAAUAUUAAUAUUACAUUGACACAAUGUUUUUGUUAACUUACCCACAGGAGAGCUCUUGCCUUACUUGAUGAAUAGGCACAUUAAAUGUUUAAAGUCUAUUAUGAUUUAUUCUCUGCUUACUGUCAAUAUAAAUGUCCUACAACUGGGUAUUUUAAAACUGUACAA